Episyrphus balteatus (marmalade hoverfly) is the source of this 5217-nucleotide messenger RNA. RefSeq lists its product as uncharacterized. Gene Ontology annotation, molecular function: nucleic acid binding. NCBI's taxonomy places the organism in Eukaryota, Metazoa, Arthropoda, Insecta, Diptera, Syrphidae. The record is from RefSeq and is a predicted model, not a curated record. Bases 1 to 5217 code for a protein of 1738 amino acids. The transcript has a single exon. Gene Ontology annotation, biological process: DNA integration.
AUGUCAAAAUUAGACGAUUUUAUUUUUGCGACAGAUUUGCUUGUCAAAUUUCAUGCUUCGUCAAAGGAAGUGCCUGAAACCAGCCAUUCAAUUACGACAUUAGAGGCACGAAUAUCUGAGCUCAAAGAUUUAUGGAAAAAUGUUAAAGAGAAUUAUGCUCAAUGCGCUCGUUAUGUCCCUACUCUUGAGGAAGAACCAUUCGAUAUUGAUGCAAUAGAAUCAAAGUACCGAAACAGCAAUAAAACUUAUGUUAAUUGCUUAGGAUUGUUUCUUGAGUUCCAAAACAAACUCAAACCUGAACCUGUGGUAGUUAAAGAGUUUACAACUGUCACACAGAAAUCCGGGUCUUCUCAUUGUAUUAAAUUACCACCAUGCGAUACCGAUGUGUUUCAUGGUGAUUAUAUCUCUUGGCCUGCAUUUCGCGACAUGUUCGAUGCGGUUUAUAUUCAACACCCUAAGUUAGGUGAAGUGGAAAAACUAUUCCAUCUUCGUUGUAAGACAAGAGACGAGGCAUUUAGGACUGUCAGUCAGUUUCCUUUAACAAAUGCUAGUUUUGCACUUGCCUGGGCAGCUUUGCGUGCCACAUAUGAGAACACUCGUAUUCUUGUUAACAACCAGGUCAAAAACAUUUUUAACUUGCCUACAGUUCAUGAAGAGAGCGCAAAAUCUAUUCGAACCCUCCAAAGUAAAAUUAAUGAUUCUCUAGCCGCACUUAAAGCUCACCAAGUCGAUACCACAAAUUGGGACCCAAUCCUUGUGUUCGCCUGUUGCAAUAGGCUGCCUAAAACCACAUUAUCUCUUUGGGAACAAUCUUUAGAAGAUCCAACAAAAGUACCAACUUGGAACAAAUUAGACAAAUUCCUAAAUUCACGAUUCCAGACCUUAGAAUCUAUUUCAGAUACCACUUCUUCAAAACCCAUAUCGCAAAAUUUCCAAGUCACCAAGAAAAACAAUUUUCAAAAGCCUAGCAAAGUCAAUACUUUUCUUGCGAAGGCGGGAGGAACUAAGUGUAAAAUUUGCUCGGCAGAGCAUACAAUUUAUGAGUGUCCUAAAUUCUCGGCAUUGCCAAUCCAAUCCCGAAUCGAAAUAGUUCGAGAAAAGAAGAUGUGCAAUAAUUGCUUAGGAACCAGUCAUCAAAAGGCUACUUGUUCAAGCAAAUAUUCUUGCAGGUUUUGCAAGAAAAGACACCAUACACUUCUGCAUCUUGCCAACAAUCCCACUCCAGUUAAAAAUCAAAACUUAAAUCUACAGUCCACUUCUCAACCGCAAGCGGUACAAAACUCUCAAAUAUCUGCUUCUUCGCAACCUUUCAUUCCUCAAGCUACAUAUCAAAAUUUCAUGGUGACGUCUAGGAAAAGGAUUCUUUUGGCUACUGCCUUAGUGAGUAUAGUCGGACUGGAAACAGUCCAUAUUGUAAGGGCGCUCAUUGAUCCAGGUUCCGAAGUAUCCUUCAUUUCGGCAGCUGUUCAAAAACGUCUGAAUUUACCAUAUAUCGACAGAAAUACAAAUAUUUCUGGAAUCAGUGGAAAUCUCUCUAUCUCUUCAAAGAAACUUUGUUCUUUUUCAAUCACUUCAGCUAAUUCCCCUCAAGUAACUAUUUCAGCAAAGGCCAUUGUUCUUAAAACACUCACUAACAACCUCCCAAGUUCAUCUUUCUCGGUAGUAGAUCCUACCAUUUUUGAAGGUCUUCCAUUGGCCGAUCCAACGUUUAAUAAGUCCUCUCAGGUGGAUCUUCUGAUUGGUGCUGAUCUGUACCCAUCCAUCAUCCGUAAUGGGAUUAAACACAUUUCUAACUCACUACUCGCCCAAAAUACUAUGUUCGGUUGGAUAUUGUCAGGGCCAAUUCCAGAGUCGUUUCAAUCAUUCAACAUAACAGUAACCAAGUCAUGCAACUGUAAUAAUGAAGUACGCAGAUUCUGGGAAUUAGAAGAACUGCCCUUUACAAUUAUUCGUUCUAAAGAAGACUGUUUCUGUGAAGAACUGUAUAAAACCACCACCUUCAGACGCGCUGAUGGCAGGUUUGUUGUCCGACUUCCUUUUAAGCCGCAAACUUCAAAGACCGGUUUAGGUCACUCCAGGUUUAUUACCCUUAAACAGUUUUCUAGGACUGAAAAAUCUCUAGCCUCAAAAGAAAAUUUGAAAUCCCAAUAUUCAAAAGUCAUUUCUGAGUACCUUUCUCUAAAUCACAUGCGAAAGGUUACUCCAUUGGAGCGUAUUGAAGAAGGUCAAGUAAAGUCAUUUUAUUUACCGCAUCACGCGGUAAUAAAACCAGAAAGUACUUCGACGAAAGUACGUGUCGUUUUCAAUGCGUCCAAUGCCUCGUCAAACGGUGUCAGUUUAAAUGAUUUAUUGUAUCCUGGCCCGAUUUUACAACAAGACUUAUCAUCGUUAAUCAUUCGCUGGCGAUUCUAUAAAUAUGUGUUCAAUGCGGACAUAGAAAAAAUGUACCGGCAAAUUCUGGUCAACCCUCGGGACACUCCCUUUCAACGAAUUCUUUUCCGCACUUCCCCGCACUUGGAAAUUGAAGAUUACGAACUCCUCACAGUGACAUUUGGCGUAAAUUGCGCCCCCUACUUGGCUAUCCGUACCCUACUGGAAUUGUCAAAAAUUGGAAAAACCGAUUUCCCUCUUGCGUCAAAAAUUCUUCAGUCAGAGUUUUAUGUCGAUGACGUUUUGUCCGGCGGUCAUAAUAUUCAUUCUGCUAAAAAAGCUCAAUCUGAACUUAUCAGUCUUCUCGAUUCAGCAGGAUUUCCACUCCGAAAGUGGACUUCUAAUACUCCCUGUUUACUCGAACAUUUACCUCGAGAACAUAUUUUGAAUGAAAAUUUUUUGAAACUAGACACUGACAGUAAUACGAAAACUUUAGGGAUACGUUGGAAUGCCAAGGGGGACAAUUUCUACUUUUCCAUUCAACCAAUAGUUUUACCCGAAACUCCCACUAAACGAGAAGUUUUUUCUCAAAUAUGCCGUAUUUUUGACCCUGCAGGUUGGUUAGCUCCCGUUGUCAUAGUUGCAAAAAUGCUCAUGCAGCGAGUCUGGGCAGAGCAUACUGACUGGGACGAUCUUCUUGAAUCCGACUCCUUUAAAAUUUGGAAAAACUUUGCGGAAUCUUUAAAUGACAUAAAACAAAUUGAAAUACCCCGUUGGGUAAACUAUUCACCCUCGUCAGAAGUCCAAUUUCAUGGUUUCUGUGACUCCUCAGAAAAGGCAUAUGCUGCCACUUUAUACAUAAGCGUUCGUCAGUCUAACGGAACUUUCUCUUCUCACUUGCUCUGUGCAAAAUCAAGGGUUUCACCCAUUAAAUCUGUGUCUUUGCCACGCCUUGAGUUGUGUGGGGCACUUCUACUUUCAAAAAUGGUAAAAAUUUACGUCUCAAGUUUUCCUGUUCACGCAUACCAGACCUUUUUAUGGACCGAUUCGUCAAUCGUAUUAGCUUGGCUUAAGAAACCACCCUGUGUCUGGAAAACUUUUAUUGCAAAUCGUACUAGCGAAAUUUUAGAAAAUGUGGGAAACAUCACUUGGAGACACGUGAAAUCAGCCGAAAAUCCAGCUGAUUUAGCCACUCGUGGUUUAAUGGCCUCAGAUUUGAUGCGUAACACUUUUUGGUGGAAUGGCCCCUCUUGGCUCUGCCAACCUCUCUCCCUUUGGCCAGUAAUCUCUCCUAUCGAACCCCUUGCCGAAGACCUCGAGGAAAAACCAGUUGUUUCCUUGAUAGUUCAAGAACGUUCAGAAGACAUUCUUGAUCGCUUUUCAUCUUUACCUCGCGCUAUGCGUGUCAUUUGUUACAUAUUCCGUUUUUACUUUAAAUUAUCCAAAAGAAACACCAAAAAGUACACUUCAAAAUGCAUUACUCCUCAAGAAAUGCAGUUUGUACAAAAUCGUUUGAUACUGCAAGCUCAAAGAAAUUACUAUUCAACGGAACACUCUCUCUUAAUGGAAGGUAGACCCAUUCUCCAAAAAAGUUCACUUAUUUCGUUUAAUCCAUUCUUAGAUUCAAAUCAUCUCAUUAGGGUCAACGGUCGACUCUCCCAGUCAGAUCUUUCCUAUAACGAAAGACACCCACUAAUUCUCCCUCAUAGUUCCAGAUAUUCGUUUCUCCUCACUCAAUUUAUUCAUGAAAUUUCAUUGCACGGUGGCAAUUCCUUGAUGUUGCGACUUAUCCGACAAGCUUUUUGGAUUCCAAAACUAAAAGACCUCAUAAGAUUCUGUAUACGCAACUGUAAAAUCUGUGUCAUUCAAAAAAAGGUGUUGAGCCAGCAAUUGAUGGCUGCUUUACCACCUGAACGAUGCACUUUUUCCCCGCCCUUUACUUUUACAGGGAUAGAUUUCGCCGGCCCUUUUGUAAUUAAAACUUUCAAUGCAAGAAAUUGUCGCAUGAGCAAAGGCUAUGCUUGUGUCUUCGUUUGUUUUUCGACUAAGGCCAUUCACCUUGAGGCCGUUAGUGAUUUAUCGUCUGAAGCAUUCUUGGCUGCAUUUGCACGAUUUGUAGCAAGACGCGGUUUACCUAAAGAAAUAUAUUCGGAACACGGUACCAAUUUUGCUGGGGCUGAUGUGAUUUUACGCAAAGAGUUCAAAAAAUUUAUUAGUUCAAUUCCACAAGAAACUCAAUCCACUUAUGGUGUGCAAGGCCUUAAAUGGAAUUUUAUUCCUCCAGGUGCUCCACAUAUGGGGGGUCUCUGGGAGGCUGGUGUAAAAAGUUGCAAAAGUCACCUUCGGAAACUGGGGACCAGUUCAAAACUAACAUUUGAAGAAUUCUCAACAGUAUUAGCUCGCAUUGAAGCAUGUUUAAACUCACGUCCGAUUUCGUCAAUGUCCAAUGAUUCCUCGGAUCUAUUGGCUUUAACUCCGGGUCACUUUUUACGCGGUAGUCCACUUUUAGCAUUCCCUGAGUAUAAUCUGGCUGAUGCCAAUUUGUCCCUCAUCAAUCGAUGGGAAAAAGUUAAAUGCCUCCAACAACAAUUCUGUCGUCGAUGGAAAGACGAGUAUCUUAAAGAACUUCAUCAGAGACAUAAGUGGCAAUCGCCUCAAGAAGAUAUCAAGUUAAAUGACCUAGUAGUUGUAAAAAACGAAAAUCUUCCUUCCACUGAAUGGCGCCUUGGGCGUGUUGUAAAUGUACACCCCGGCCCUGACGGAAGAGUGAGAGUGGCGACGCUUCGCACGCAACUCGGCGAAAUUAGCCGGCCAGUUGUAAAACUUUGUCUUUUGCCUAUGAAAUAA